AUGGCAGUACUGUCGCCUCCAUCAUCGGGAGAAAUUAAAGACAAGAAGCAAACCCAGAUGGACGUGUUAAAGGUAGUGGCUAUCCUUUUAAUUGUGGUUUCAGCCGUUGGGAUUGGAGAUAUCUCUGUUGGGGUUGGGUUUUAUGCAGACCCAAACCAGGAAUUUCUCUUGAAAGUCUACACCAUGGUGAUUCUCACCACCUUUGAAUUGGGGAUGGGACUGCUUUUGAUGUCUGUGGUACUUGUGCAAGUGCCUAUAUCAGUUGUUAUAGCCAAGAAGCUAGCAAUAGUCUUCAGGACUGAAGAUUUUAAGGACCUGAGAGUUCCUCUUCCGGCAGUUGUUCAGGAAUACAUUGAUCACUUGUACUUGAUGUUCAAAGUCUACGUCUUUGGUGAGAAAGUUUUCCAUGCUGUUAAGAAGUCUAUGCCCAAUGCUGAUGUUUUGUUGUCGUCAUCAGAAAAGAACGGAUUCCAACCAAUCAUCUUUGACAGCUUGAAAUCUCUCCCCACUGAUAAUGACAAGGGUCAGCAUUCUGGAAACAAAAAUAAGCAAUCAAUUGAUGUGGAUUUAGUCACUGAUGCUGCUAAUUGGCUGAGAGGCAGGCUCGGUCUCACCAUUUUUGGAUUUGAUGUUGUUGUUCAAGAAGGUAGCCGAGAUCAUGUUAUUGUCGAUGUAAAUUACCUUCCUUCGUUCAAGGAAAUCCAGGACGAUGUUGCCGUACCCGCCUUCUGGGAUGCUAUUAAGAGCUCAUACGAGCUGAGGAAGGAGAAAUAUGACUGA
Magnolia sinica is the source of this 780-nucleotide messenger RNA. RefSeq names its product inositol 1,3,4-trisphosphate 5/6-kinase 4-like. The transcript has 5 exons. The record is from RefSeq and is a predicted model, not a curated record. Gene Ontology annotation, biological process: inositol trisphosphate metabolic process. Lineage: Eukaryota; Viridiplantae; Streptophyta; Magnoliopsida; Magnoliales; Magnoliaceae. Bases 1 to 780 code for a protein of 259 amino acids. Gene Ontology annotation, molecular function: ATP binding; inositol-3,4,5,6-tetrakisphosphate 1-kinase activity; inositol-1,3,4-trisphosphate 5-kinase activity. Gene Ontology annotation, cellular component: cytoplasm.